AUGGCGGUUCUUUUAGAUCUUCCAGCAGAGACGUUAGUCCAAAUAUCUCAACAUGUGAACCUCAACGGUGACCUGUCUCGAUUCCGACAAGUGAACUCUCGACUCAACGAUAUAUCACAAGGGCAAUCUCGUCACUUUCUAGAUAACCUUCGUCGGAGAUAUGGUCUCAGAUCGCACAUUGUGGACCUUUACUUCCGAAGAAAGUUAGAGUCAAGUGCCUCAAAAUCCAAUGAACCAAGGCUGGCGAAUGUGUUGGCUCUCGACCAUUUGCUGCGCAGUAUGGAGACUCUUGCAGAAGACGUAGACAGGGCAUUGCGCUCAAGGACAAAUAUACACGAAAUCCACGCUCCACACAUCGACCGAGAGUCGUUCUUACUCUUCGCGAUCCUCAGUCACCUUCUGAGACUUUCACAGACGGUGCUCUCCAUGACUGGCACCGUUCUGGCACCAUGUAGCAGUGGGGAGACGUUUGCACCCAAGUUGUUGGGUCCUGGCUUUGUUCAGUUCGUCCAGCACGAAUUGGAGCUAUCGGAUCUCGAGUCAAUCAUUUCGGUCAUUAAUGUGUGUGCUACGAAGCUGUGGAGCACGAUUUUCUUGUUUAGACCCAAAGACUCGACAGUGAGCAGCUUUGGUAGUCUGAGUGGGUACUCGUUCAACACAGACCAGGCGAUCUUGACAGAGCAUGUCAUCUGGAAGGGUCCGAAAUGGGUUUCACAAAUCUUGACAAGGUACGGAGCUUCGUCCGUGGAUAAGGGCGAUGCGAGUUCCAUGGCACGAGACCAUGAAGAGCGCAACGACCAGAUUGUCACCGAAGGAGUUUGGAGGGGUUCUCACGAGAACGGGGCCCUGCUUGCAGCAAACGGAGUAGCUCGACUAUUGUGGAAAGAACGGCAACAAAAGAUCGAGCAAGUGAAAAGGGGGGACGUUGUGCAGGCGGUGGCAAUUACCAAUAUGCAGACUAAUCCGGUUGUAUGGCGAGGUUCUGCAGGAGACAUGUAA
Messenger RNA from Exophiala bonariae, 999 nucleotides. RefSeq lists its product as uncharacterized. The transcript has a single exon. The record is from RefSeq and is a predicted model, not a curated record. The coding region runs from base 1 to 999 and encodes 332 amino acids. NCBI's taxonomy places the organism in Eukaryota, Fungi, Ascomycota, Eurotiomycetes, Chaetothyriales, Herpotrichiellaceae.